AUGGCCGCCAGAUCUACUGGCAUUCGAAGCUCCUUGUGGGGGAGGAUGCUGGUGUGGGGGAGGGGUGCCGCCAGGCACCACUGCCCAGCUCCAGCUAAUGAGGUAGCAACGCCGCCGCCAAAGCCGAAGCUGAAGCAAUCAACCGAUGGGCCGGGGCUGAGGACCCCCUCGCUGUCGCCGUCGGUUCAGGUGUCCGGGCACUCUCUACACGAUCUACUGCUGCUGUCCACGCCAUCCCCGAGCUCUCGCCGCCACCGGUCAAGGACCCGUGGGGCCGUCGGGACGAGCGUGGACGAGAGCCUGGAGAUUGUUGCAGUGGUGGGGACGCCCACGCCGCCAAGGCGGAGGCGGCACGGGGGCACAGAGCAGUGCGUGGCGCCCGCUCUAGCAUCCCCGAGGAAUGCACAAUGGGCGAGGCGGAGGUUGGAGAAGGACGUCGAGGCAGUGGAGGAGGACGCUGCUAGGAGGGCCCACAGGAGGAAAUCCACAAGGGCUGCGCUGAAAGCUGCAGCGGCCACUGACAAGGCAGCGGCGGUGCUGAACGAGGACGAUACAACCAUGGCUUUGGUCCCGGCUUGUCCUGUUGCUACCUACGGAACUGACUUCGUGGAACAAUCUGAGUUGGAAGGUCUCUGGGAAAGGAUCGUUGAGUUGGUGAUGUGGAGGAACGUGGCUAAAUCAGCACUCUGCCCAAUCUCAGCUCUCAGUCACCUCGACGUUAUGAUCUUAGGCUUAGCUUUCUUUAAGGAUUCUAUUCCUCAGAGGCCACAGGUGGAGAAUAAGAGAAGCUUCCAGUUGACUGAAGAUGUGCUUCUUGCUUCUCAAGCUGUGCUUCUGAUUGCAAACUCCAUGUUAUCCGCGGCACAAGUGAUCUUCUCUUGUGAACCCUCAAUGAAUCUCAAAGUACUGCCUGUACUUUUGUUCGGUGCUAAAUAUGGGGGCCUUCUUACAGUGUGGAGGCUUGUAGCUGCAGGAUUUUUCACCAGUUUUACAGUCCCAAAGCUAUAUAGCUGUUAUUCAAGUCAAAUUCAUAAAAGAGCCUUUGUUUCACUUGUAAUGCUGCUCUAUAAUCAAAAGUACCACAAGGCGAACAUAACGGCACAAGUUGGAAGUCGACGAGAUGAGCAAGGGCAGACAAUGGAGAUGGAUGACUAA
Messenger RNA from Miscanthus lutarioriparius, 1155 nucleotides. NCBI's taxonomy places the organism in Eukaryota, Viridiplantae, Streptophyta, Magnoliopsida, Poales, Poaceae. The record is from the annotation of a GenBank genome assembly.